AUGGCCUUCUCUUUGCGACAUGCCAUAGCGGAACGGUUACAAGAAGCGACGGCUGUGUUGCUCCAAAGCGUCGUCGAGCGUCUGGAAACUUUAGAGGAGGCCUUUUUCAUAUUACCUCAACGGCCGACUUAUACACGAGAGGCAUUAUUCGAAUCAGAUCCUAGCAGGCUCUUAGGCACUGCAGAGCUAUCGCAGAAUCACUUCGGUCCGACGCAAAGCUCCACUAGCCAGUCCCAGCAACAGCUCCCUCACACAGGCCUUCAUAAUGAACCUGCCGCUGCGCAAGUCUCUCACACCUCGACACCUGCAAGACAGCCCAUAGUCGCUACUGAAGCACACUGUUCACCGCAUUCGCAGGUCUCACGGGAGCUGGUAUAUUACGAGGGCCGCGGGGACUUGUCACCAGGUGUUAUGGUUAUACCUAUGUGGCAUUCCACCACAACUGAUAGUCUUCUCCAGCUCCCACUAAUACGCGAACUUAUUGGACGGUAUCCUUCAGAUUUCUUCUUGCAUAUCGAGUCUAGGCGUCCGUCCCCAUGGUUGCCGUGGAGGAGCGCCUCGACCAAUUCCAACGAGUUGAAUACCAACAAUCUAUUUCCUCUUACUACGGAUGACGGCGACCACGCGCUGGUGGAUGAAUUUGUCAACAAUGUCAAUUCACAAUACUGCAUCCUAGAUGUUCACGAGGUUCUCGAGCUACGGACUCUACUUCACGACGCAAGGCGCACCUCAGGAAUACAGCCGCCCCUGCUAGUGCAUAUAAGGCUCUACAUUAUUCUAGCUUUAGGAACCAUAUCACGAAAGCAGCGAGAUUUUCUUACCGCAGGGAGUAAAGAUUACGCCCCGUCUAUAGCUCUUUGUGGCCAAAUACUACUGCAGGAAUGGAUGCAGUACAGCGGCGAAAGCGUAUUAUUACCACAAACAAUGUGCCUGCUUGCUCUCUACUAUGGUUAUAUGUGCUGGCCGCUCAUCUCGGCCAAGUGUCUUCACAUGGCUUCAACAGCAUUACAGCAGUUUUUUGCCCGGCAGCAUAAUUCGGAGCGCAGUGCCCCGCCGCGCGAGUAUCAAGUAAUGCUACGUACAUUCUGGGCUAUUUUCUUACAGGAAUGCGACCUUCUUGCAGAGUACCACCUCCCUCGAAGCGGUGUCGAGCAUAUCGUGGAGAAGUUGCCUUUUCCAGACUGCGGCGACCCUACUGAUAAGAACAUGAUAGCUUGGCUUGCCAACUUGUCUGCGCGACGUCUUCUUAACCGAGUCCAUCAUGUCAUGUACGACACUGCCCAAGUACAGGCGGCUGACCAAGCUGAUUCUCUUCCAAAGCUGACACCGCUUUUCAGCACAGCCAGUAAUGACUUUACUUCUACUGUGGAAUUACCUCGGCAGGAGGUAACAGAGGAGCUCAUUCGCCAACUGCAGGCAUGGUAUAGCCUUUUGCCAAUUGACAUCAGGCCUCAAUGUAACGAGUCCUCGCCUAGUGUCCACGACGCGUUACUUCUGCUGCGUUACAAUGCCACUGGCCACAUCAUCUAUCGGCCAUACUUGUUUCAUGUUUGUGCGCUUCCCAAGCAUAGUAACGUACGGCAGGCAACGCUGGAUAAUGCUGUGAAAUGCCUACAUCACUGUCAGAGUACAAUUCAUGGGGUUUUUGCUUGUAUUAUUAUGGCCACCUUGGCAGCACAUAGUCCUCUACUUAUCCGCCACGUCUAUGAUAUUGAUACUCUACAAGCUGACACGAUUGCCAUUUUAUCAAAAUGGGCUAUCAACGGGUCCUGCAUUGAGUACAUACAACUUAUACGACGCUUAACCGUGGGCUGA
Beauveria bassiana ARSEF 2860 is the source of this 1815-nucleotide messenger RNA. RefSeq names its product C6 finger domain protein. Bases 1 to 1815 code for a protein of 604 amino acids. The record is from RefSeq and is a predicted model, not a curated record. The transcript has 7 exons. NCBI's taxonomy places the organism in Eukaryota, Fungi, Ascomycota, Sordariomycetes, Hypocreales, Cordycipitaceae.